Messenger RNA from Lentinula edodes (shiitake mushroom), 1285 nucleotides. RefSeq lists its product as uncharacterized. The transcript is spliced from 3 exons. The record is from RefSeq and is a predicted model, not a curated record. Bases 196 to 1212 code for a protein of 338 amino acids. Lineage: Eukaryota; Fungi; Basidiomycota; Agaricomycetes; Agaricales; Omphalotaceae.
GUCCCUCAUCGAAUUCAUUGAUGAACAUCAGAUCUUUGAGCGCCUCAAGCUCUACGUUCUCUGCGGAUAUCAUCAGAUUGCUGGGAAGCUUCUAUGAACCGUGUCAAAUCUCGGUGUUGAAGACUUUCAGUCUGACCUUCGUUGGCUUUCUACUGAGUCGAUAAUCGAUGGAAUUCGAAGGUCUUACUCGAAUGAAUGUGUGAGGGGCAGUGCAUUGAGCAUAAUGAGCAGUCUUCAGCAACUUCAGGUCUUCAACAUACAUGGAAACCAUAUUUUACCACGUUUUCCGACGAACGCGAAUCAGAAGUUUGUUGCACUGCGAUCUGUCUAUCUGUGCGUUUCAUUCUGGGUGUCGCUCUAUGCGGAUUUGUUAUUUCAUCUGGCCGUAAUAUUCUUCCAUUGAAGGAAAGCACUGCUACAUUGAGGGUUCGCACAGACGCGAAGGCGCGCGUCUGUAUGCACUGCCGCAUAACACUGAUUAUGAGUCGGGAUAGUUUUAUUGGAUGGAUUUACCUUGCUCUGAGGGGUUCGAAUACUGCUACAAUUCAGUCGAAAUCAGAACUGAAAAGGGCCUUUUCCAGCGUCGCAAGUCGUUACUUGUCCUCGUUUUCUUCCCUACUACGCGUUUUACCACAUUCCUUGACGAUGCCAACGCUGUAUAUCCACCCUCUACUCUCCAAUCAGCCAUUCACAAUGAUAGAAGGAAUUCAAAAUCCUUCGCUCCUUUCAUGGAACAUCCGUGAAGCCCCGUCGACUUUUCUUCACGUUGAGACGGUGAAAAAACGAAGAUUACGAUCUCACGAACUAUCGGCUCCUGCUACACAACCUCCUGUCACUCACUUGCACAUCCGCUGUGGCAUUUUACCUGACUCGGACACUUGGUAUAUCGAGGCGCAAAAUCCGUUGGCAGUAACGGUGCAGGACAUCUUGGAUGCAAUAUACGAAGCAUUCCAACAGCCCUUCUCGCAUGAAGCGUUCAAUACCUUGUGCCCAAAAACUCAAACGAUAGUCCUGAACACGUUCCACGCGCGUGUGAGAGCCACACCGGAUUCGAGAGUUGGAUGGGAGGCUGGAAUACAGAGGGGUGACUGUCUGAUGCAACAUUCUUGGUUUGGAGGGCUGUCUCUGCCUUUCGAGGGUAGAACUAACACGGAGAAUGCAUGUAUCUUGUCAGUGAGGAGGAUUGACGAUGAGCUUUGGAAGAUGACAUGAGACGUGCUUUGGGCACAAAUCAGCAGAAUAACCGACAUCAGGGUUGAUAACCCAAUCUAAUGUUACGAAACCA